UCACACCCGCUGUCGCUCUCACUCUCAUUGUGUGCAGCUCUCUCGGGGAGCAGGAGCAGAAGCAGCUGCCGGAGCUCAUAUAAGACGCUGAAUAUGGUUACAAAUUUGGACAGUCUUUGCCUGCAGCUCGACGCGAAUACAAUAAACCAGAGCUAGCCAUGGGUGUCAUAUACAAAAUACUAAAACAACAGCGUCAUCAGCAUAUGGACAUUAAUACGGCGACCAAGUGCAAGGUGCAAGCGGCCAUCAGGCAGCGCCAAUUGCAACGCCUUGAGGAACAGCAACAGGAGCAACAUGAGCACGAUGAUGCAAUUGCCGAGCAACAACUGCAGCAACUCUGCCGUUUUCUCGCCGAGAAUGCAGCUAGCAAAAAGCAUCGACAACAGCGCCUCAACAUCAAGCAACAAUACACUAUGGAGCAGCCACUCAGCGAAUUACACUCAGUGGCAACUUGCGACACUCACGACAUGGAUCUGCUCAUGGAGCAUCUGAGCACAUGCACUGAGUCCAUAGGUCCAGAGGCAAUCAAAUCGACAGUAACAUCAACAUCAACAUCAACAUCGACACCGACAUCGACAACGACAGCGGUUGCCUCAGGUGCACCAAGGGACAGCAUCUUGCUAAAGAUCCGUCAUCAGAUAUUUGAGCGUAAGCGCCAGAGGCAGCGCCAACUGGCGGAGCUGAUGAAGCAGCGUUUGGUAGUCUGGCGACCAUGGUAGCCACCCAUAGUCGGCAACUGGGACUAGCCGUUAGCUGUUCGUUGUUAAUUGUAAGCAAUGCUCCUUGUAUAUUCCUUUGCCGUGUGAUGUUCACGUAGUUCUUCCAUUCUCCUAUCUA
This is a messenger RNA of Drosophila grimshawi, 837 nucleotides long. RefSeq lists its product as uncharacterized. The transcript is spliced from 3 exons. The record is from RefSeq and is a predicted model, not a curated record. NCBI's taxonomy places the organism in Eukaryota, Metazoa, Arthropoda, Insecta, Diptera, Drosophilidae. Bases 159 to 719 code for a protein of 186 amino acids.